AGCACGUUCGGCGUGAUAAUUUGAAUAAUAUUUGAAUGUUAUUUAAUCAAAUAUUUAUUUCAAAAUGUCAAGAAAAGUGAUAAAUAACAUGGGCAGGUGCUCUCAAAUUUUUCAGCCGGUGAAUAUUGCACCGAAAGAUGCACCGGUGAAAGCCGACGUUUCAAAAAGUUAUAAACACAUGGUGGAUGCUGGAAUAAUAAGGAAAGCGAGUACUGGAAUGUACACGCUUUUGCCUUUAGGUUUACGAGUCUUAGAAAAACUUACUGACAUAGUCGACCAAGAAAUGUUAAAAGCCGGAGCUCAAAAAAUUCUUCUCCCUGCCCUGACUUCGGAAAAAUUGUGGAAAAAGACUAAUAGAUUAACACAAGCUGGACGAGAAUUAUUCACGCUUCGUGAUAGGCAUAACAAUAGUUAUGUUUUAAGUCCAACUCACGAAGAAACAGUGACGGAUCUCAUAUCGAUUGUGGGACCUCUCUCUCCAAAAUCGCUACCUUUGAGACUUUAUCAAAUAUCCAGUAAAUGGAGGGACGAAAUGAAACCCCGGCUUGGUUUUAUAAGAGGCAGGGAAUUCAUUAUGAAAGAUUUAUACACAUUUGAUGCUGGACCAGAGGAAGCAAAAAUCACUUAUGAUAUUGUUAACAAAGCCUACGAAAAUAUUUUCAAACAAAUUGGGGUUCCGUUCACAAAAGCUCUCGGAAGCACCGGAAUCAUUGGAGGUUCAAUGUCUCACGAGUAUCAUUAUUCCACGGAUGUUGGCGAAGACACUGUUCUUUCCUGUUCGCAAUGUGAUUAUCAUGUGAAUGAGAAUGCUACAGAAGAAUCAAUUUGUCCUUCGUGUAAAAGUUCACUCGUUAAAGAUAAUACGAUAGAGGUGGGCCAUACAUUUCUUUUGGAAACAAAGUACUCAGAACCUCUCCAUGCAACUUAUCACAGUGGUCACGGACAUAAACCUUUAUCAAUGGGAUGUUACGGUCUCGGAAUGACUCGCUUAAUAGCCGCAUCAGUUGAAGUUUUAUCAACGGAUCAAGAACUUAGAUGGCCAGUUGCUCUGGCACCUUACACUGUUUGUGUAAUUCCGCCAAAGGCUGGAAGUAAAGAAGAAAUAGCCUCGCCCCACGUGGAAAGAAUUUGUGAGAUCCUCUCUCAAUCAAACGUCGAUUUCAUCAUCGACGAUAGAACGAAUUUGACGAUCGGCAAUCGUUUAAUAUACUCCCGAAAAUGUGGAUUUCCAUUUGUGAUAGUAAUCGGUAAAUUAGCAACAGGCUCGUCUCCUCUUUUCGAAUUUCACGAUUUAACUAGUCCCAAGCGCGAGGACGUGAGUAUCGAGACAUUAUUUAGUUUUUUCAACAAUCAGGAUACAAAAAGUACUGAGGAAAUAAAAAGAGAAGCUACGAUUGCUUCAUAAAUGUUUCGAAAUUAUGUCAAGAAUCUUGAGUUAGCGAAACUAACUAAACAUCUUUAAGUUAUAAUGAAUUAAAUUCGUUUGCGUUUUAUAGAAAUGAUUUUGUAUUUACACCAAUAGAUAUUUACAUGAAGUAUUAAAUAAGAUUUGUAAAAUACGAGUUAUAUAAAAGUAGCAAAUGUAGAUAACUUACGAGGCUUACGUAUCAAUUAUCUUAGAUUAUUAGAUUUAAAGUUUCUUAUCUAUCUAUUUAACCCUUAAAGGGCAUUCUGGGUGUAAAAGACCCUGAAACUUGUUUGCGCUUUAACAAAACGUACCAAAU
This is a messenger RNA of Belonocnema kinseyi, 1724 nucleotides long. It is a transcript of the gene ProRS-m, whose product is annotated as probable proline--tRNA ligase, mitochondrial. Gene Ontology annotation, molecular function: proline-tRNA ligase activity; ATP binding. Gene Ontology annotation, biological process: prolyl-tRNA aminoacylation. Gene Ontology annotation, cellular component: mitochondrion; cytoplasm. The coding region runs from base 65 to 1405 and encodes 446 amino acids. Lineage: Eukaryota; Metazoa; Arthropoda; Insecta; Hymenoptera; Cynipidae. The transcript has 6 exons. The record is from RefSeq and is a predicted model, not a curated record.